AUGUUGGAAAAAACCUUGAAUAUCCCUCUUAAAGAAUAUGCUAAUACUAGUUGGAAGGAAAAUUAUACUAAAAAAAUAAAGAAACUUGAAGAAUAUGAAGAAAACAAGAAUUUUUUACAACUAACAAGUUUUCGUCUUGGAGAUUCAAGAGCAAACGAUGAAUUGGAAAAAUUAUUUAGCGAGGAUAAAGACACUGAAAACUUUUAUCAUGGUGAAAGAGUUCUCAAAUUCCAAGAAUUAAGCCGCAGCGAUAAGCAAGAAGCCCGCCGGAAAAAAAUUGGCGAUAAAGGUCAACAUAGCAUUCGUUUAGGUGAUAAAGAUUUACAUCCCAUUCACCCUGGCGAGAUAUUGCGAGAGGAAUUAUUAAAAACUUAUCAGAUUACUCCGCAACAAUUAGCCCAAAGUAUUAAAGUGGAGGAAAACAUUGUUAAAGAAAUAGUUGCAGAAAAGAGAGAUAUUACUCCGGAAAUUUCUUAUCGUCUAG
Molecule: messenger RNA, 484 nt
Organism: Racocetra persica
Lineage: Eukaryota; Fungi; Glomeromycota; Glomeromycetes; Diversisporales; Gigasporaceae
Source: the annotation of a GenBank genome assembly